UGGCCCCCACUCUCUAUUUCUCCUUCGGUGGCCUUCUUCAGAGACACAUCUAUCCAAUGAAUAUCUCUCCGCGGUAACAUUCUGCGAUGGCCUCACAAACGAGGAGGAAGGUGUUUUCGAGGCGAUCAAGAACCGGGUGUCGCACAUGUCGAACCAGACGCAUAAAAUGUGAUGAAACUCCAGGAUCAUGUCGCAACUGCGCAACUGCAGGAUGGAAAUGUGAAGGAUACGAUGUAGUUCGGCUCGUGCCUCCUGGGAAGGGCCAGGGAUCAGACACAUCUUUAACGCUCUACCAGCCCAGUCAAAUUUGCCCUGGAGAAAGUCCGGAAGAGCGAAGGGGUUUCGCAUUUUUUAUGACAGUCACCGUGCCCAAUAUGACUGGAUUUUUCGACUCAUGCUUGUGGGAAAAUUUGAUUCUCCCGAUGAGCCAUUCCGAGCGAGCAGUUGUUCACGCUGUCGUCGCACUCGCUGCAUUGCAUGAAGACCUUCAAUCGCGAGGAGCCCCUCUUUCACGCGAAAAUCUGGCAAACCGUCGCCAGAAGUUCGCCCUUGGUCAAUAUGGUCGAUCUUUGACCGCCUUGAAUGAACGGCGAUACUCGCAAGAUCCAAAGCUACGUGAUGUGAUUCUCGCUUGCUGCUUGUUAUUCGUAACGAUCGAUGUACUUCGUGGGCAAUAUGAUUCGGCUCUCUUACAUCUCAAACAUGGGCUUGCAUCCAUUGAGGAAGAGCGUCAAAUCUCCAGCGGGGGAUCUGGGUUCACCACUUGUCGUACGGCUGUUAAACAGAGUCUCCUAGCAACUAUGACUCGCUUGGAAACACAGUCUCUUUUCUUUGGGUUGGAUCCGCUGAUCAGCGCCACUUUGAGCUUCUCAGUUAACAACUCGGGUGGGUCUUAUUUCAAGACCCUCCAGGAAGCACGACGAGCCCUGGACAAGCUGUUGGCCAGCAGCGUUCGUCUAUUUAUGGCUGUUUACGAACUCCCAGCAAGAGCUCGUGUAGCAAAUUUGCAUCCUGACUUGGCAGAUACACAAAACGACCUAAUGGCUCAAUUACACGAGUUUGCGCAACAGCUUGACUGGUCCAUGACUCACUCCCUUCGUCUAGAAGGACCAAAAGAACGGCGGGGAUUAGACAUGGUUCUCUUGCAUCAUAUCACCUUCUCAAUAUUGGUGGAGAUCUCACUAUGCGUUGAGCAGCCCUCCUAUCACGACAGGUAUUUGAACAGCUUCCAACGAAUGAUGGCCUUGUCAAGGGAGAUAUCCCAAAGCUUCAAAAACGAAAACGGAUCAGGCACCAAGCCCACUUUGCUUCUGGACAUGGGCAUCAUCCCAUCCUUGUUCUUGAUAUGCUGGAAAUGCAGAGAUUCUAAUCUAAAACACCAAGCUCUUGAUGCUCUUGAAGAAUGGCCGCACCGAGAAGGUCUUUGGGAUUCACGUCUGCUUACAAUUUUCGCGCGGCAAAUCAUUCAGCUUGAGAAAGAGACCGCAUCGGAUGAUCCGGACGCUUGGUCACAAAUCCAGGACCAUUCUCUGGAAGUUUCAGAUGAUCAAUCAUACGCAAUACUCAAAUAUCAGACCUAUGGACCAGGAAAAGGAGCGCGGAAACAAAGAAGGGUCAUCCCACUUGAUGAAGAAACGUGAUUUGCGGUUUACCACAUCCCUCACACAAGGCUUAAUAGCGGAUACCCUUGAUAUGGGAGUACAUCAGGUUGGCAGGUUGUGUUUUCGGUGGGGUCCUGGCCAUCAAAGUACCUCUGAGCAUUGUCCAGCAAGCAUGGAGAUGGGCUGGCAAUUGCAAUGUGCUAAAUGAUUACCCGUCAGUCAGUGUUCUUUUUCGAAUGUCAACGAGUCAACCGCGCUUAUUCCAGCCAUGCCUUUUCCAGUACUACGGAGCCGAGAAAUACUGUUGUCAUGUUGUAUGCCCUGUAAUAUAGUUAGUUCAGUUCGUACAAUCCGGUGUCAAAAUCCCGACACGCGCUCCUUUGGGAGUCGCAGGAUCAAUCUCAGGAGUGACAAAAAGAAUAGGAAAUGCGAUUCUCUUUGUACUUAGUAUCGAAUCUAACUGAUAUCAGCAGUAUGUCAAGG
This is a messenger RNA of Penicillium brasilianum, 2084 nucleotides long. NCBI's taxonomy places the organism in Eukaryota, Fungi, Ascomycota, Eurotiomycetes, Eurotiales, Aspergillaceae. The record is from the annotation of a GenBank genome assembly.